This is a messenger RNA of Drosophila montana, 543 nucleotides long. RefSeq lists its product as uncharacterized. The record is from RefSeq and is a predicted model, not a curated record. The transcript has 3 exons. NCBI's taxonomy places the organism in Eukaryota, Metazoa, Arthropoda, Insecta, Diptera, Drosophilidae.
AUGCUCAUCUCUAGCUUAGGCUGUGCUCAUCAUCAUUUGUGCUUUGAACUUCUUGAGUGUAAAUUGCUCGUGCGCUUCUGGACGAGAAAUUUUUGCUGUACUUGAAAAAAUGUUUGCUCUUGUUUCCGGCAGAAAUUCUUCGUGUUCAUCGCUCUGGCGCUGGUUGGCUGCGCGGCUGCCGCACAGCUGCCCGACUCGGCGACACAGGGACCCAAUCCGCAGGACAUUGCCACACCCGAACCGGAAUACAUUGACAUCGAGGAGCCGGCACCAGGACCAGCUGCUGCUGCCCCAGCGCCACGUCCAGUCGCCGCGCCACGUCAGCUGUCCGUUGCGCCGCUGCCGCGUCCCAUAUCACGGCCCAUCGCUGUGGCGGCCCAGCCGAUCGCCUAUGCCCAGCAGCCAAUUCUGCAGCGCGCCCAAUACCUGCCGCCCCUGGCCCAGCAGCAUCAGGUGCCCGGGCAUGCGUACAGCAGCCAGUCCGGCUAUCAGUACCGUCGUCCAGUCUAUGUAAGGCGCUUCUAUCGUCAGCGCCGCUACUAA